CGCUUAUUCUGCGUGUUCUCAUGUCGUCACACAACACAGUUGGCUCGUUAUGCAGCGAAAACGGGAGCUUCGUGAGCUCUUAACUGUCCUUUCUGAUUCAUCUUCUAUGUUGGGCAUCUUACAACGCACUCACCUCGAACUUGAGCACUUCGUUUUCGCCGAUGACGGAUCCGAAAUAAAACAUGUCCGUUCGUCCUAGCCCACGGAUCCGAAAUAUAACAUGUCCGGUAAGAGGGUCCAUAGCACCCAAAUACCCACUGUCGUUUCCAACCAUGCAACGCACACUCAUCUUCACCACACUCGUUACAUUGGCUACUAUUGCUGUGUCACAUCCGACACCAAAAUUAGUCAAAGCACGUACUUCUCUGGCUAAGCCCCAGAAGCUUAAUCCUAGCACAAUUGAUUAUGAUUAUAACCUCACUGAACUAAUUACACUUGAUAAACCUGACUCAGUCGACUUUGGAGAUACACUCGUGUCGCCUCGUCGUUCCCUCGAUUCUGAUGCACGCGGCGAAGCCGACCACAGCGACAACAUUAACAAUGACAUUCACAAGAGAAGCUCCCGCGACUCUAAGUCCUCCGUCUCUCAUUCAACCAAUGAAAGGGACAAUGGCGACAACAACGGCUACAACAUCGGCAACAACAACAUCGGCGACAACAACAUCGGCGGCGACGACAACGACAACGGUGACAACAACAACGGCUACAACAACGGUAACAACAACACUGGCGACUACAACAACGGCGACAAUGGCGACAACAACGGCGACAACAGCGACAACAGCAACAACGGCUACAACACGGGCAACAACAACAUCGGCGACGACCACAACGGUGUAGACGAAGGCCAGGAGGCUGGGGGCGAUGAUGACAGGAGGCGCAAGGACGUUGGAUCCCACCAUGUUCACGAGAGAAAGGUUUUUUACCGUCUCAAGGACGAGAAGCGCUACAACUAGGCAACAUAUCCGAGAGAGCUUUUGAAUUAGGAAAGGGUUGCGAGAAGGCGAAUUGAGUUUCAUACAUCAUAUAGCUACAGUAUCAGGAUGCAGCCUGGCUCGCACGAGAGUAGAUAAUUGAGUACGGACUCAACCGACACAGCAG
Suillus fuscotomentosus is the source of this 1101-nucleotide messenger RNA. RefSeq lists its product as uncharacterized. The record is from RefSeq and is a predicted model, not a curated record. The transcript has 6 exons. NCBI's taxonomy places the organism in Eukaryota, Fungi, Basidiomycota, Agaricomycetes, Boletales, Suillaceae. Bases 183 to 956 code for a protein of 257 amino acids.